Molecule: messenger RNA, 315 nt
Organism: Cyanistes caeruleus (blue tit)
Lineage: Eukaryota; Metazoa; Chordata; Aves; Passeriformes; Paridae
Source: RefSeq, a predicted model, not a curated record
GUGUCCCAUGUCACCUGUGGCUGUCCCCAGGUGCGGGUGAACGUGGUGCAGAACAAUCUGGCGCUGCUCAUUUACCUGAUGCGCAUGGUGAAGGCGCUGAUGGACAACCCCACGCUGUACCUGGAGAAAUACCUGCACGAGCUGAUCCCCGCGGUGAUGACGUGCAUCGUCAGCCGCCAGCUCUGCCUGCGCCCCGACGUCGACAACCACUGGGCGCUGCGGGACUUCGCUGCACGGCUGGUGGCACAGGUGUGCAAGAACUUCAGCACCACCACCAACAACAUCCAGUCCCGCAUCACCAAAACCUUCACCAAG